Symsagittifera roscoffensis is the source of this 2251-nucleotide messenger RNA. Its product is annotated as probable serine/threonine-protein kinase drkD. The transcript is spliced from 8 exons. Gene Ontology annotation, molecular function: protein kinase activity; ATP binding. Lineage: Eukaryota; Metazoa; Xenacoelomorpha; Acoela; Convolutidae. Gene Ontology annotation, biological process: protein phosphorylation; signal transduction. Gene Ontology annotation, cellular component: cytoplasm. The record is from RefSeq and is a predicted model, not a curated record. Bases 36 to 2003 code for a protein of 655 amino acids.
UGAAACACAGUGGCUCUACUCCUGAAACACUUACCAUGAUUGAGAAGAUAAAACAGCAAUUGGCCCAGUUUGAGCUGGGAAUGCCAACAGCAUCAACCCGAAUGGCCUCCUCGGACCAGCAGACAUUGCCUGCUAGACUCACCGGGCACAGCAGAGCUAGGACUGUGGCUAGUGCCAAGAUGGCCAAUCAUAAAAACACGCCAGUGCGAGAGGUAGAACCUAUGGGUAGUCAGUUGGCGCCUGCCAAGGCUGCCAACAAGGCCAAAACUCUGAUGUCACUGAAGGCGUCCAUGGCAGAACAGGAUAUGGUCAAAAAUCUGCAAAAGCAGCAGACUCAAUACAAGCAGCAGAUCCGACAUCUGGAGAGGGAACUGAAGCGACUGAAGCAGAAUGACGUCAUGUCCUCGUGUGAACUCAACAUUGAAGACCUCCAAUUCAGCGAAGAAGAUUUCUUGGGAGACGGCGCCUUUGCGGAUGUGUUCUACGGGCUGUACAGUGGGAAGGGGGUGGCUAUCAAGCGCCUCAAGGGACUUCUGUCCUCAUCCGAUGAGUCAUACUUCAAUGCCGAAGUGUCCCUUCUGAGGGAAUUGAGACACCCCAAUGUGGUGUUGCUGUUGGGCGUGUGUAGAGACAGAGAGGGAAGACCUCUGAUGGUGUUGGAGUACAUGGAGAAUGGCAGUCUGUUCAGUGUGUUGCAUGAUUUCGAGAGAUCGGGCUUGGACCACGUGGCGUUUUACCAGAUCUCGAAGGACACGGUGAUCGGGAUGAACUACCUUCACAAGCACAAGCCAGGCCCAGUGCUACAUCUAGACCUGAAGAGCAUGAAUGUCCUCCUGGACGAGUACGGAAAGGCCAAGAUUGCCGACUUUGGGUUUUCAAAACUAAAGAGCAACACGGAUAGUGGGAGUGAGAACCAACUAUCAGUUGAGAGCAGGAAGGGAUCCCCCGCCUGGAUGGCACCUGAGACCCUGCAGCAGGGAAAAGUGUCCACCAAGAGCGACGUCUAUAGCUUUGGCAUCAUCUUGUGGGAAAUGUUGACGAGGGAAAAGCCGUAUGAGGGCAUGGGACUGUUCCAAGUCAUGGAAGGAGUCGCUAAAAAGGGACUGAGACCGGUUAUCCCCGGAUGGGUUCCAAAAGAGCUCACGUCGUUGAUCAACCUUUGCUGGCAUGCUCAGCCCUCUCAAAGACCCUCUUUCCAGGAAGUGCUGGAUAUUUUGGACAACUUGCACCUACCUCCGGAGUGGAAGAGUCUCCUGGACGCAGCAGGGGUUCCACGAAUUGUUCUCGAGGACCCAGAAGUGACAAGAAGCAUCGUCGAGUUUGUUCAUCUUUCUCUAAACGUAUCAGACAGCAGUAGCAGUAUUCCAACGAGCGGAGGAGGUUUAUCUGAAUCAAUGAUAGAUCAGGAACGACAAAUGAUUGAUCUAGAAGUGGUGUCGGCGUUUGAGAUGCUGACCAGAAAACAAAAAGAGAAGUCUUACCGGACCUUGGUUCCAGCGCUCAGCAGUUUGGCAAGUUCAGUCGGAGAUGAUCGAGAUAGAAGUGAUGUGAACAAUGAUAUUAGCGAUGUUUGGGAUAUUCAAGUUCAUUCUACUCCAGUUGCGGAAGAUUCCGACACUCCACGUGCCCUAUCACAAAUGGAAAAAUCGAAGGAAGAUCUAAAGAUAACUGAAUUGUAUACACAUGAAAGUAGACCCCGCACUGUGAUUGGUAGUUCAGCUGAGCCGAUCAGAUCGCAGAUAUCAGAAGAUGUUUUGCGCAACCAGAAAGCCAAAUUGAGACCGACUACUGUGGCACCGCAUCCGAGCCAGUUAGCCAAUCUGGCCUCAGUGGACGAGGGCAAGCUGAACACAAUUGCAGCUGUUAUUAAACAGGCGUUGAACGACCGAAGGGAGUUCAUGUUGGAUGACACGAGUAGUGAGAGAGGGGAAGACGACAGAUCCUCUAUGAUGGGAGGAGACACAACACGAAGAACGGACGAUGACGUCACCAGAAACAAAUGAUGACUCAUGAAGUGUUUUAUUCCAUUAGAUACUACGUUCGUGAAAAAGUCAAAUGAUCCAUCCCUCUGCAGUCAGAUUUUAGAUUUUGUUACUCCCAAAAACUUAUCAAAACACUCAUCUUUCUCGAGGCGUGAAUAAAUUGUGUACAUAAUUGUGCGAGCUGUAAUUUUUGUAGAUAUGUAAAUAGUUGUAGUGCUUUGUAGCUAUAUGUAUGAUAAAGUUGAGAUUCUAAUUUAUCGGAUAAAUGG